AUGGUAGCUGGUGGCAAGUUGAAGAUCCUCCUGGCCAAAAUCAGAAAAAUGCUUUUGGGCCUCAGCGCUGGACCGGUGGACAGUGCUGAUAAGGGUCUCCAGGCUGGUGGUCAUCUGUCCGGCAGUGUACCACCGACAUCUCAGCAGCAGAACCAACUUCUCCUGACUCCAGCCAGCCUCCAGCUUGCUCAGCUACAGGCUCAGCUUACCCUUCAACGCCUCAAACUAGCUCAGGGUAGCAAUACAUCCACUGCUGCUGUCCUUAACCAGGUUCUGUCCAAUGUUGCCAUGUCUCAGCCGCUGUUUAAUCAGCUACGGUCCUCAGCUAUGGUUGGAAACCCUCAGGGUGCCUUCCCCUCUGGGGUUUUAAGUUUUUCUCCUUCAAACUCAUCCAUUGGGUCUUUAGUGGGUGGGGCAUUUAACCAGAAUCCAGGUGUUGUGAGACUGAACCAUCAUGGGGGAGGGGCCACAGGGGGCCAGCAGGGUAUGGAAUAUGGUAAAAAGUCCGGGUCAUCCUACCCUUCUGAUACUGACAGGCGUCUUCAGUACAACCUGUGUACAUCUGCAGCAUCAGCUACUGCUGCUGAUGGACAGUUCACUGUAAUAAACACUCAGGCAAAAAUCAUGAACAAUUCUACUUUUCAGAGAGAAUUAUAUGGGCAGGAAAUGCAGGGACAGCAGCUUGGGUUUAGUCUAAAUGAGCAAAAUAUGAAUGUUUAUAACUCUUCUCUAAAGAAGGAUCAGUGGAAAGGCUCUGUGAACCACACUCACACUGGAAAUGUGGAUAUGGUCUCGAAUGCUACCCCUGUGUGGACAGCAGCUGGGCAGCCAAUUCGGUCCAGAACAGAACUAUAUAAUCCAGAGGAACCAACCCCAGACCUCAAGUACAACUCCAGUGGCAUCCAGGGAUUUGGAGGAUACCAGUCCAUGCAUGGAAGUGAAGAAACCCUGUCUUCAACCAGCAGGACGCUCCAGACUCACCAAGUCAAUGAUUACUAUGCUGUCACACCCACCCAACUGCCACACCAGUGUAGCAUCUGUGACAAGAAGGUCUACAACCUCAAAGACUGGGACCAGCACGUGAAGGGAAAACUACACCUGCAGAACAGAACGCUCUACACAAAUGAGGGUUCUGCCGUGAUAUCAGCUGGAGCUGUUCACUACACUGUUGGCAGGCCUUCUGAUGGAGCUCUGAACGCUGGGGGCACAAACUCCAUGGUCUAUUCUGCUACAUGUCAAGAUGUAUCCUCUGGAGGCAGUGCAUCAUAUUUGCCAGCUGCAACCAUGAAGACUUUCCCCAUCUCAGACACAGGAUUUACUUCACAUCAGCCGGAGUCAAAGCCAUUUCCACCCAGGAAGGGAACAGUGGGACGAGUUGUUCACAUCUGUAACCUUCCUGAAGGCAGCUGCACUGAGAAUGACGUCAUCAACCUGGGACUGCCCUUUGGCAAAGUCACCAACUACAUCCUUAUGCGCUCAACACACCAGGCGUUUCUGGAGAUGGCAUAUAUAGAAGCAGCUCAGGCCAUGGUUCAGUACUACCAACUUACUCCAGCUAUGAUUAACAACCAGAAACUCCUCAUUAGAAUGUCGAAGAGGUACAAAGAGCUGCAACUUAAGAAGCCAGGUAAAGACGUUCAGUCAAUCAUCCAGGAUAUUACCUCUCAACGAGAAAGGGAUGAGAUGCAAGAACAUGACCACUACAUGCCAGAAAGAGCACGCUCCCGUAGUCCCAUCAGCCGAUCUUUGAGUCCUCGUUCCCACAGCCCCAGUUUCACAUCAUGCAGUUCAGCCCAUAGUCCACAGGGGGUGGCCUGCAGGGGUGCAGAGAGAGGCAGCAACGGUCUGGGCCCCCGAAGGGGCUCUUGGGACUGGUCAUCACACCUGAGGAGAGGAGAAGAUGAAAGAGAGCGAGAUGACCCAUGGAGAAACGGGGCCAGUAUGGAUGAAGAUCGACCUAACGGACGAGUGCCUGACCGUCGGAAAACCUAUCAGAAUAUGGGCUUGAGAUCAGCUGAUGAGCGAGCAGGCGGGGGAGGAGGUGAAGGGAUGAGGGGCAACAGAGACUGGCACCCAAGAGGGAGCCCACAGGGAAUGUCCUUCAAUGCUUACAGGAACAUGGAGGACGACUUCUACAUGAAGGAACAAAUGUACAAAUCAGACAAGCCUCCCAGGCCCCCAUAUCAGAGGCAUGACACCAAGUCAAAGAGGAGGGAUGGAGGUGAUUACCAUGGUAGGUCGAGACAUUCUGAGUUUGAGAUGACCGACGACCUGCUUCCCAGGACACCAGAAGACAAGAGAAGUUCACCAGAAAGAAGCAGGAGUAAGAAGACAAGCAGGAGACACAACACUGUGGAGAAACAGGACAAAGAAAAUCCUGCUGAAAACACAGAUCGCCACUCAAAAGAAAAAUCUGCUUCCCCUCAGCCAAGCAGACAGCCAAAAGAGGGGACUGAAUGUAAUAAAAAUAGAGAAACUGUGAAGGAGUGGGAAAGUGAAGAAGACACUGAUGAAGAAUGCUGGUAUCCCAAGAACAUGGAGGAACUGGUCACAGUAGAUGAAGUUGGAGGAGAAGAUGACUCCAUCAUUGAGCCAGACCUUCCUGAGCUGGAAGAGUACGCCUGUCACCAGAAGGACUCUGUGGAAGAAGAUAUAGUGCAAGACCAUGAACCAGCAGCCCCCAUCCUGUUAGCUGUUCAGAAGGCACAUGAUGACAAAUUAAAUCAGGAAGAGUUGAGUGGGGAUGCUGGAGGCCAAAUAGAAACACCUUCAACUGAGAAGACAGAGGAUGUUAAAACCAUCAGUAGUAAUGAAGAACCGAAAGUUGGUGUAGUGACUCCUGAGCUGCCAGUUCCCGACCUGAGCAGCUUCCCAAGUGAGGAGUUUAAAGCUGCACUGGAGGAGACAUAUUUAGAGGAAAACACCAAAAGUGGGCUUUUAGAAGAGCAGAUGCAGAACCACGUUAGUGUAACAGAGGAGAGCAAGGGCCCAGAAGUGGGACAGCCCACUCAAACAGUCAAUAAUGGGGCACAACACAAGGACGAUGUUCUUCAAAAAGAGAUUGAAGCCCCUUCACCAUCCUGUGACCAAGACAAGGCUGUCAGUGAACACAGCAUCCCUUUAGGAGUGGAGUUCAUUGUGCCAAAGACUGGGUUCUACUGUAAACUCUGCGGGCUGUUCUACACUAGUGAGGACACAGCAAAGGCCGUUCACUGCCGCAGUACCGUACACUACAGGAACCUACAGAAAUACCUGUCGCAUCUGGCGGAGGAGAGUCUGUUAGGUAAACUCUCUGAACCUUCACCCGCACAGUGAUGUCAGUGUGAAAUCUUGUAUAAAAACAAACAAACAAAAAAAAAUCACAUGAAAGGUUUAUACCAAGCAAUGUUGGUACGUGCUUAUGGACAACUACAGCGUGGAUAAUGUGUCAGCUCAUUGAAGCUACAGUAUAGUUGCACUGAGUUUAGCAUCUGGAGGUCUGCUGGGAGACCUCGUAUAGAACUGAUGAGGCCAUCAGUAGCUGUUCGCAAUAUUGUACAUAUACCUGACAUGUCAUGUAAAGUGAGGCUACAUUGUUUAAUUUCAGUUUAUGGAGGGUUGGGGGUUAUUUUUUAUUGUUUAUUUUAUCAUUUUAUGUGGCUUAAAAUGUUUUCAUGCUUUGUGUGUUUGUGUAAAAUGCAUUUUUUGUUAUUUUAAUACUUUGGAAAUGUGUGUCACAAUCUCUAAUUACAGAGAAGAUGAAAAGAUUAAUGUGGAUUUAUAUAUGAUCUACUUUCAGUUUGUGAUCUACUUUCUUGAGAAAACCGUAUUUUGAGUUUGUUCUGGACAUUGUCCAAACAGAGAUGCAUUUACAGCCAAAACAUAGCUUGAAAUAUGUUGUUAGAAUGAUUUUACUCAGUUAAGUAACUGGGGCAGAUUCUCAGGUUUGUGGUAUUAUUAUUUUUUAAACAUUAAGAUUUUUAUUUAUAACAGGUUGCGCUUUUUUUGUUUUAUUUUUGUGCACUAUCAACACAACAAAAUGAUGCAAUUGCGCAAAAGACAAUUAUUUAUUUGAUUUUUGUGUUGGAUUAAAUUCGUAACGUAACCCCAGUUCUACUUGCCCACACGUACAGUGUAAUGCCUUAAAAAUUAAAAACUGGACCAUGUACUUUAAUUUAGCAAAGUUAAACAUGCAAUCUUUCAUAUCACUGUGAUGAGCAGAAUUGUCAAGACAGACAGUAUUUUGUUAAACUGUGAAUAUUGAUCUUUGAAAUCAAGGAUUGUGUCGUUUUCAUGGAUUAACUUUUCAUAAGAUUUUCUCUUUUG
Molecule: messenger RNA, 4305 nt
Organism: Sphaeramia orbicularis (orbiculate cardinalfish)
Lineage: Eukaryota; Metazoa; Chordata; Actinopteri; Kurtiformes; Apogonidae
Gene: rbm20
Product: RNA binding motif protein 20
Exons: 14
Coding region: 1-3315 (1104 amino acids)
Cellular component (GO): nucleus
Molecular function (GO): RNA binding; zinc ion binding
Source: RefSeq, a predicted model, not a curated record